Molecule: messenger RNA, 2071 nt
Organism: Sphaeramia orbicularis (orbiculate cardinalfish)
Lineage: Eukaryota; Metazoa; Chordata; Actinopteri; Kurtiformes; Apogonidae
Product: heterogeneous nuclear ribonucleoprotein L-like
Exons: 14
Coding region: 1-1593 (530 amino acids)
Biological process (GO): mRNA processing
Cellular component (GO): nucleus
Molecular function (GO): RNA binding
Source: RefSeq, a predicted model, not a curated record
AUGGCUACUACAGCGAGCCGUUACUAUAACGAAGACGGCAGGGCUACGAAAAGGCAGAAGACCGACGGAAUGGCCACGGGAUAUGAAGACCCACACAAGACCCUUCCAUCUGUGGUGGUGCACGUUCGUGGGCUGGUCGAUGGCGUGACAGAGGCUGAUCUGGUGGAGGCAUUGCAAGAAUUUGGAGCUAUCAGCUAUGUUGUGGUGAUGCCUAAGAAGCGCCAAGCCCUCGUGGAGUACGAAGACAUGAAUGGUUCCUCCACUGCCGUAACCUAUGCUGCAGACAACCAAGUGUACAUCGCAGGCCACCCAGCCUUUAUUAACUACUCCACUAGCCAGAAGAUCUCAAGGCCAGGAGACUCCGAUGACUCAAGAAGUGUUAACAAUGUUCUUCUUCUCACCAUCAUGAACCCCAUUUACCCCAUCACCACGGAUGUUCUUUACACCAUCUGCAACAACUGUGGCCCAGUCCAGAGAAUCGUCAUCUUCAGGAAGAAUGGCGUCCAGGCCAUGGUUGAAUUUGACUCUGUGCAAAGCGCUCAGCGAGCCAAGGCGUCCCUCAACGGAGCAGACAUCUACUCUGGGUGCUGCACACUCAAGAUUGAGUAUGCCAAGCCCACGCGCCUCAAUGUGUUCAAGAACGACCAGGACACCUGGGAUUACACAAACCCCAACCUGGGAGGCCCAGAUGGUGAUGCAGAUGGCAAUGGGAGCAAUGCAGAAGAUGUGAACGCCAACCCCAACAAGCGCCAGAGGCAGCCCGCCCUGCUGGGCGACCACCCGGCUGAGUAUGGAGGUGGUUACCAUGGUUACGAUGAAAGCUACGGCUCCCCACCCUAUGAAGGUCGACGCAUCGGUCCACCAAUGAGAGGGCGUGGAGGCAGAAGCUACGGGCCUGGGUACGGACCUCCUCCCCCUCCUCCUGGUGAGUACGGUGCCCACGCCGACUCUCCCGUCGUCAUGGUGUACGGACUGGAACCUGUGAAGAUGAAUGCGGACCGCGUCUUCAACAUCUUCUGUCUCUAUGGAAACGUGGAGCGGGUGAAGUUCAUGAAGAGUAAACCCGGAGCAGCGAUGGUGGAGAUGGGAGACUGCUACGCUGUGGACCGAGCCAUCACUCACCUCAACAACAACUUCCUGUUUGGCCAGAAGCUCAACGUUUGUGUGUCCAAGCAGCAGGCCAUUGUCCCCGGUCAGUGCUACGAACUGGACGACGGCACGAGCAGCUUCAAGGACUUCCACGGCUCCAGGAACAACCGCUUCACCUCCCCGGAACAGGCCGCCAAGAACCGGAUCCAGCACCCAAGCAACGUGUUGCACUUCUUCAACGCCCAGCCAGAUGUCACGACAGAGGUCUUCACCCAGAUCUGUGAGGAGAUCGGUGUCAAAGCCCCAGUCAACGUCAAGAUGUUCACUGGAAAAAGUGGCGCAGCUCCCAGUGACCGCAGCGCCUCCGGCCUCCUGGAGUGGGAGUCCAUCAACGACGCCAUGGAGGCCCUGGCCAUGAUGAACCACUACCAGAUGAAAAACGCAGCCGGUCCGUACCCGUACACCCUCAAGUUGUGCUUCUCGACCGUUCAACACGCCAACUGAACGCAGCCUCGUAGCGAAGGAUGAAAAAGGUCCCAUCAUUCCCGUUUUCAUACGUAUUUAGACAUGACUGCUCGUAAACGCACCCGGGGGUAAACUGGCUUAAACCAUGUGACAUAGGAACCCUGAAGUGCAAACAUAUUUGAUAUAUUACAUUUAAAGUUUUUACACGUCUGCUCCAGAUGUCGAGUGUCAGUACUUGUGUGUUUCCAACUUUCAGUUGUCCUUUUUACGUUUUGUAUUCUGCUUGUACGUAGCCUGACGUGGUGACGUUCGGAGGGAAUGGGUUUUAUGAUCAGGUGGUUCAGCAGCAGACAACGUGCUUUUGUAUGAGUUGUGUUUUUGAGACUUUUAUUACAGCUCAUAUGUUUCCUUUUUGUUAUUUUAAUUGAUGCCUGUUCAGUUGUGCAUCUCCAGGUCUGACCUUCAGACGGAGAAUGUUUUUGUUGUAAGAAAAUAAAAAUAAAAAAAUUCAACUUAA